This is a messenger RNA of Daucus carota subsp. sativus, 1340 nucleotides long. RefSeq lists its product as uncharacterized. NCBI's taxonomy places the organism in Eukaryota, Viridiplantae, Streptophyta, Magnoliopsida, Apiales, Apiaceae. The record is from RefSeq and is a predicted model, not a curated record. Bases 171 to 1340 code for a protein of 389 amino acids. The transcript is spliced from 7 exons.
GUCUCUCUCUCUCUCUCCACCAGCUCUCUCUCCUCUCCAGCUCUCGCUCUCUGUUACCGAGAAACACACCGCGAACUCAUCAAAUCAUCACGGAUUAACGCCGAUUUCAACUCAGAUUAAGUGCAUUGUUAAGUUUUUGCUACCUGUUUCAGAGGAUUUUUUGAGGAGUUAUGGCUGAAAUACCUCGCAGAAAUUCAGUACGUAGGAGCACAAGACUUAUAUUAAAAAGUUUAAAAAGACCGAUUACAGGACCAGUAUAUGUGGAUUUGGAAGCCGACGAUGCUGAUCAAGUGAUCAUAGAUGCAACUAUAAGUGAGAAUAAUAAUCAUGUUGGAGACCUUCCUGAAACAAUGAAUAAUGUGGGGGACACGGUUAUUGUAGAAGAAAACAAAGGACCAGUGAGAGGGCAAGUUACAUUAUCUGAUUCAGAUAAUGAUUUUGUGGAUCCUGCACCAUGGUCAAAGAGCAAAGAAAAGAGGCAAGAUAAUACUGUUGAGACAAGAAAUGUAAAAAGGAAGCUUGUGCUUAAGGAAACUGAAAAGGAGAUUCCUGAGGCACCGAGAUUGAAUGAUAACAAAAUAAAGUUGAAGGCAAAAAAGUCAAAUGUAGAUGAUAAAGCUCAAAAAAGAAAAGCAAAAGAGAAAAUUGAGGAAAGAAUUGAGAUUGUUGAAAAGGCUGAUGAAAUAACAAAAAUCAGAAUUUCGCCAAGAAUACUAAGUGACAUGAUAUGUGCUUUAUCAGAUGCUCAACAACAAUGGAUCGAGGAUGCCGGUUUUAAGAAUUUGCUUAAGUUCGAAUUAGUUGAGCUACCACAGAGGCUGUCAUAUAAGGUUCUUCAAUCUUUUGAUGAAAAAAAUUGCAUGUUGGUACUAAAGAAUGGAGUUAUAGAAAUCACUGGGAAGGUUGUCCACGCUAUACUUGGGUUGCCUUAUCAAGGAGCUGAGAUUGAAUUUGUCCAAGACAAUGCAGUUCAAGAAAGACUUAAAAAAUGGAGAUCACAAUUCGGAAUUAGUAAUGGACAAAGUCUGGUCAAAGCGAGUGAUGUUGUUGAUAAGAUAAAACAAACUGGUGAUGUUGACGAUACGUUUAAGAUGAAUUUUCUGGUGGUUAUGGCAAACGUUUUGAUAAGAUCAAAUACCAACAAUUUUGUAUCUCAAGCGGUACUUUAUUUUAAUGACGACUUGGACCACUGUGCAAAGUACAACUGGGCAAAUUAUCUGAUAAAAAGUCUUGUAAUCACAAAGAAAAGGUGGAUGCGCACAUCUUCUCUUUUCUUUACAGGACCAAUGAUUUUUCUGCUUGUAAGUAUUUUUUGGUUUUAUUCCUUACCUCAUUCAUAA